GACAUAUUGAGCAGUCCUCGCUAUUUUAAAGGCACAUAAUUCAGCCAUGUGAAGUGAAUCUGCCAAAUUUGCAGUCACACACACAUAAACCAAACGAAAAUGCGCGUCAGAAGGCUGUCAUCGGGUUCAUCAUCCUCCCUUUAGGGGGCGGUGUGCGCCUCUCACGUCGCGAGUAACACGAAGAAGAAGAAGAAGACGGUGGGCGGGAAACACAAAUAUGAGUGAAAUCAAUAUAAUUUUAUUCUCCGGAUUUUAAAAAGUAAAAACUACCCAACAUGGUUCAAGAGUUUCAUGUUCUGAGAUGUUUUUCCUGUCAAACCUUUCAAGUUCAGCAGGUGAAGAAGAGUAAGAAAUGGGUGUGUAAAGUGUGUGGUGAGAAGCAGUCGUUGAUGAAGGAGUUUGGCCGGGGCGCCGCAGCCGACUGCAGACGUCAUGUUCAGAAGCUGAAUGCUCUGCGUGGACGACUGCAGGAGGUCAGCAGUGAGCGGCUGGUGUCACAGUGGGAACAGGAUGACGAGUAUGAGAAUGAAGAUGUUCAUGAAGGUCUGGAUCAAGAUCAGAUGGAUAAGUCAGAGCAGGAAGUGGCUCAUGUCAGCCGCUGGAGUAAAUACACUGAUUCCUCAGCUGAGGGUCCAGAUGAACAUGAAGAUGAGGAAGAAGAACAGAAUGUUUAUACAGAAAGACCCCAAUUCAGAAGCCAAGGAACCAGAAAAAGGAAGAAAAUCUCCACUUUAAAGUCUUUUGCUGGCCCUAAUGAUGGCUGUGAGGAUGAGGAGUCUCGGACUGGUUGUUCUGGGUUUAAGAGGCCGUAUCUGCACGACAGGAGGUUCAGUUCAGCCUGGAAUAAAGGAUUUGCUUCCUGCAGCAGGUCAGAUGAUGUGGACCUGUGCAGUAGCCCAAAUCUCCCAUCAUCCCAUCAGGCUGUGUGCAGUUACCCUACAGCCGGCUCCAGUUCCACAUACACAGAGGAAAACUCUAGAAAUAAACAGCAAUGCAACUCUUCACAUAAUCUACCAGCUGUCGACAUAACCAGACAUAGCGAAAGUCCUUCUGUUUCUUCUCGUCAGAAGUUUGGUGAAACUAAGAUUGAGAAAGACUCCAAAUGGAAUAAAUUCCUCACUCAGCGGGAUGAGGAAGAGUAUGAUUAUCAAGCUCAUAAUCUCUCUCAUUACAAUGACAACACAGUGACGCCUUAUUUCACAGAAGCAGAAGACUUGGGUGUGGGUUGUAAUGAGCGCAGAUAUCCAUCGGAUGAAAAGGUAAACAGUGGUGUUUGUGUGGAUGGAAAUGUAUCCAAGAGUCACACCUCCAGGCCUUCAGGUUUUGAAAACCUGGUCUGUGAACAGCCUCCACAGGGAAAGACGCCAUGUUCAAAGCUUUCUUUCAACUCCCUGUUCCUUACCGAUGAAGACUUUGAUGACACGUUUUAAGAAUAUUUUAAAUGUUUUCUUUCAAGGACGUCUAACGAACAAAGUUGUAUGAUGUUACAAUGUUCUCCUCAAUAAAUAUAAAAAUGCAUUGGUA
Molecule: messenger RNA, 1524 nt
Organism: Ctenopharyngodon idella (grass carp)
Lineage: Eukaryota; Metazoa; Chordata; Actinopteri; Cypriniformes; Xenocyprididae
Gene: mrnip
Product: MRN complex interacting protein
Exons: 7
Coding region: 276-1430 (384 amino acids)
Biological process (GO): mitotic G2 DNA damage checkpoint signaling
Cellular component (GO): nucleus
Molecular function (GO): chromatin binding
Source: RefSeq, a predicted model, not a curated record